UAAUUUAGCCUGGCAAGAGUUUCCUCUUUUUUUUUUUAAAGCAACUUAUUGCACUCCACACUACUUGCUAACCUCUCUCAUGGACCUUUUAUAUUUGGAAAAGAGCCUUCCUCUCUCACUCACUCACUCCCUGUAAUCCGUUAGCUUGAGAGCUGCCUGCAUUUCUUUCUUUCUUUCUUUCCUUUCUUUUUUUUUUCUUUAAAAAAAAAUCUCCUUCUUUCUCUCUCUCUCUCUCUUUCUCUUUCUUCCCCACCUCCUCCAGCUGUGGCUUUAGGAAAAGCUUUGCCCUCAAAAGUCUGGAGCACUUUCUGACAAGAGGAAAAACAAAAACGAACUUGGGGCAGCCAAGAGAAAAAAAAUCACACACACAACCCACUUUCACAAAGGUGCAAUGCAAUAGAGAACUGGCAUAUGCUGAAGGACGAGAUCCUGCUUCAAGACGCCUUAAACAUCCCCCGUCCUCACUGCCUUCCAGAGAGCGGCUGAGGAUGACCACGAAGGACCCUGGAACCUCUCUUGCAGUGGCAUAAGUGGUGGCUCAAAGAAAGAAAUGUUGGGGCAGAGUCGGUCAACUUGGUCCAACCCAGCUGACACUAUAAAGAGUACUGCCGCCCAAGAUGGCAACGGUCUGGAGAUUUCUCACCUGGACACUUGUCUCUACCAUGUCUACAGGCAACCUUCCUGGCUACACCUUUCAGUCACAAGAAGAAUUUCUCUCCAACCUCAGCCACUACGAGAUUGCCUUCCCUAUCCAGGUGGAUCAGAAUGGUGACUUCCUCAGUUUUGACAUCAAAAGCCAUCGGAAAUGGAGGUCCCGCCGGAGUGCAGGCCACCCCUCCUACGACACGCCUGAACAGCACGUGUUCUACAAGGUCUCUGCUCACCGGACCCAAUUCCUUCUCAACUUGACGUUACACACCAACUUGCUGGCGAGGCGCUUUCGAGUGGAGUAUUGGAAAAGAGGCGGAGUAGACUACCAACAUGAGUUCCAUGAAGAUUGCCACUAUGCUGGUCAUUUACAAGAUGAGUAUCUGAACUCAAAAGUUGCUAUCAGUAAUUGUAACGGUCUGCAUGGUGUGAUAAUUGCAGAAGAUGAUGAGUAUUUUAUUGAACCCCUGACACUUGGGGACAAUAUCAGUGAGGAACAAGGAAGAGAAGGAAGCCCUCAUGUGAUCUACAAACGAUCGUCUCUCCAGCACCCACAUAUGGACACAGCUUGUGGUGUGUUAGAUGAGAAGCCAUGGAAAGGUAGACCCUGGUGGUUGCGGACACUGAAACCCUCCCCUUUGAAGACCCUGGGCAACUUUUCUCAAAGGGGACAACUGCCUCUGAAGAGGUCAGUCAGCACUGAGCGUUAUGUGGAGACUCUUGUGGUGGCUGAUAAGAUGAUGGUGGGCUACCAUGGCCGGCGAGAUAUAGAGGAAUACAUCCUGGCUAUCAUGAAUAUUGUUGCUAAACUUUUCCAAGACUCAAGUUUGGGCAAUAUCGUGAACAUUCUGGUAACCCGCCUUAUCCUGCUGACAGAGGACCAGCCAUCCCUGGAAAUCAACCAUCAUGCUGGGAAGUCCCUUGACAGCUUUUGCAAGUGGCAGAAGGCUAUUGUGAGCCUCAGCAGUGAUGGGAAUGCCAUUCCUGAGAACGGCAUCGCUAACCAUGAUACUGCGGUUUUGAUCACCAGAUAUGAUAUUUGCAUUUACAAAAACAAACCCUGUGGAACUCUAGGAUUGGCCCCUGUGGGUGGGAUGUGUGAACGUGAAAGGAGCUGCAGCAUCAACGAAGACCUCGGCUUGGCCACAGCUUUCACCAUUGCUCAUGAGAUAGGCCACACGUUUGGCAUGAACCAUGAUGGUGUUGGAAAUAGCUGUGGAGCCCGGGGACGGGAGACAGCUAAACUCAUGGCAGCUCAUAUUACUAUGAAGACCAACCCCUUUGUGUGGUCAGCAUGCAGUAGAGAUUAUAUAACCAGCUUCCUGGACUCUGGAAUGGGACUCUGCCUGAAUAACGCUCCACCCAAGCAAGACUUCAUCUAUCCUACAGUGGCUCCAGGACAAGCCUAUGAUGCAGACGAGCAAUGCCGGCUUCAGUACGGAACAAAAUCUCGCCAGUGUAAAUAUGGGGAAGUUUGCAAUGAGCUGUGGUGUCUUAGCAAGAGCAACCGGUGUAUUACCAACAGUAUUCCAGCUGCAGAAGGGACCAUAUGCCAGACUAACACCAUUGAAAAGGGGUGGUGCUACAAGCGGGAAUGCGUACCUUUUGGCAUGCGGCCAGAAGGGGUGGAUGGAGCAUGGGGCACCUGGUCACCCUGGGGAGAGUGCAGCCGGACCUGCGGGGGAGGUGUUUCCUCAUCCACUCGCUAUUGCGACAGUCCAAGGCCAACCAUUGGAGGAAGGUAUUGCCUAGGGGAACGAAAGCGCUACCGGUCGUGUAACGUUGAUGAUUGUCCUCCUGGGUCAAAAGACUUCCGAGAGGUUCAGUGUGCAGAAUUUGAUCACAUCCCCUUUCGGGGCAAAUUUUAUACUUGGAAGACGUACCGAGGGGGUGGUGUCAAGUCCUGUUCACUCAACUGUUUGGCGGAAGGUUUUAACUUCUACACAGAAAGGGCUGCAGCUGUGAUUGAUGGAACGGCCUGCCGCCAGGACUCCCAUGACAUCUGCGUCAGCGGAGAGUGCAAGCAUGUGGGCUGUGACCGCGUCUUAGGCUCAGAUACUAAGGAGGACAAAUGCCGGGUUUGUGGAGGAGAUGGGACCACCUGUGAAACCAUCGAAGGGAUCUUCAACCAUUCACUGCCUGAUGGAGGCUAUGAGGAGGUGAUACUGAUUCCCAAAGGAUCUGUCCACAUUGAUAUUCGGGAACUUAACCAUUCUCUGAGUUAUCUUGCUCUGAAAGGAGAAAAUGAUGAAUAUUUUGUCAACGGGAAACUUUCGAUCGACCCUCCCCGGCGCUUUGACAUUGCCGGAACCACAUUCCACUACGGGCGCUCUCAGGAUGAAGCAGAGUCUCUCGAGGCCCUAGGCCCAAGUAACAUCACCCUGAUUGUUAUGGUUCUUGUGCGAGAAGAACUGCAGAGGAUCCGAUACAAGUUCAAUGCACCCAUUGUUCGCAAUUCCAUGGCCCACUUAGGGGGGAAAACCCUACCGUUUUCUAAUGUUGGAGAUUUUGCAUCCUCACUCAGCCUCCCCCAUCACCCCACAGGCAGUCAAGUUCAACCCGUUGUAUGCAGGAAUCAAGCUGACAGCUCCACGGUGCUCAAUCAUUUCUGCAACCCUGAAACCAAGCUACCGGAGAGGCAGCGGCCAUGUAACACUGAGCCAUGCCCGCCAGCUUGGGUGAUCGGGAACUGGUCCGAAUGCAGCCGCAGUUGCAAUCAGGGAGUGCGGACCCGAAGCGUGAUCUGUCAGCGCAAAAUCUCCACCACAGAUGAGAAAACUCUGGAUGAUUCCUCUUGCAACUUGCCACGGCCUCAUGUGCUGGAACCCUGUAAUAAUCACACCUGUCCUCCAGAAUGGGUAACCCUUGAUUGGUCUGAGUGUACUCCAAGUUGUGGACCUGGUUUCCGUCAUCGCGUUGUCCUUUGCAAAAGUGGCGACCAUCGUGCCACGCUGUCUACCUCCCAGUGUCCCGAGAGCUCCAGACCCCCAAACACCAUAAGGUGCAGUCUUCGGCGCUGCCCACCCCCACGGUGGGUCACUGGCGAAUGGGGAGAGUGCUCUGGGCAGUGCAGUUUUGGCCAGCAGAGGCGUUCUGUCCAGUGCGUGACCUACACAGGACAACCAUCUGGGGAAUGUGUGGAAGCCCUGAAGCCCUCAUCCAUGCAACAGUGUGAAAGCAAGUGUGACUCUGGACUGAUAGAAAACCCUGAAGAAUGCAAAGAUGUCAACAAGGUUGCCUAUUGCCCUUUGGUGCUGAAAGCUAAGUUCUGUGGUCGUUCAUACUUCCGGCAGAUGUGUUGCAAAACCUGCCAGGGCCAUUAAACGGAUACAUGUCCAUUUGGAACUGCAGGAAAACUGGAAAGGCCCAGGAGGGGAGGAGACAGCUGCACCAUUUUCCCAUCUCCACCAAGAUCAUCAGUGAAAAAGCCAGCACCAUAGGCUUUGGUGCUCCCAGAAACCAAAGAAAAUCUCUAUCUUCCCCAUUGGCUAAGGACCGUUAUUAAACCACUGCUGAAAUGUGCCCUGAGGCAGACAGUGGGCAUAUCAGGCUAGGAAGUACUACACGGAGGCAAGAGGGAGGCCGAAUGGAUGGGAAAGCACAUUUAAGCGCAUUACUUGAAAUGCUAAACAUUUGUAUUUAUUUUAUUACACAGCUAGGUACCAUGAUUGCUGGCCAACUGCACUAUCACAGCAAUAACCCCCCACUGCCCAACAGGGAAGGAAAUUCAAGGCACCAGCGCCCCACCGACAUGUUUUAGACCUUGCCCCCAAAAGCAGUGCUUGAAAUUUCCUCAUAUGUAGUGCCGCCUUACAGGCAGGCCUUUGGCAGGGUUACAGAAUAGGGUGGAUAAAAGAACCGAAGAGAGAAGUGGAUGGAAUCACAAGCCUACUAUCAAACGGUAGAGCAAAGAUGCAUGGACUUCAACUCCCAGAAUUCUCCAGCCAGCAUGCAAUCCCAGUAUUUGGGCUGGCUGACAUUGCUAGCUGAAGAAUUCUGGGUGUUGAAGUCCACACACGUUAAAAUUUCCCAAAAAUCCUGUAGAACAGAAAUCGUUGAUUUUUUUUUUUCUUGUACACAACACAAGAGAUUCCAUAAAGCUCACUUGGUUUGUGAGUUUGUUCUUGUUUUAGCUUUCUAAAAGAAGGGAAAAGACAAAUGAAUGACCUCCAAGGUCCCUUACAACUCUAUUAUUAUUCUGUAUUCUGAAUUUCCUUACAGGCAUUGGAUCAUGCGUGAGGAAUUUUAGUAGUUUUCUUUCAAAUGUAAGAAGUUCAGUCGCAAUCCUUUAUUAUCACAAAGUGAAUGUUAGCAGCCAAAAUACAUAUAUGGGAAAAGGAAAAUCCUGUUUGUUUAUCUGGUUUUUAAUUUGUUUGCUAAUACCUUGAAUCUGUGCCAAAUUUAGAAUUCUUUUUAAGGUGCAUGUUUUAAUGAUAUUUGUUGUGAUUUUUCCAUCCCCCUUAUCACUCUCUUUAACCCCCAGCUUUUCAACUGAGAGUAGCAAUAAUUGGUGCUAUGGUUUCAAUGUAACAUCACUUUAGCUUAUUUUUAUUCUGCCAUAGAAAAUUUAUUAUUGAUUCAGAUGUAAUCCAUGUUUUUUAUUUUUGUUUUAAUUGCAGGAAUGACUUCUUUAUGUGACAUGGAGUGUGUAUGUAUGAAAGCCCUGUAUGUUUUAUUUUGUUUUAUUAGUUGAAAAAUGUUCAAGGCAAAUACUGCUCAAAUAGAAUUCUGAGUCACAUGCAAUUUAAUUUCCUUUUUUUUAAAAAAAAAAUCCAUGUAUAAACCAUAAUUUCAAAUGCUUUCAUUCAUCCACCUUUCCUCCCUAUUAUCUAUCUUCCUACUACCGUAUAUAUAUGGACAUAAAAUAAAAUGCUUUUCUUUAAAAAAUGAUAUGUCAUGUGACGCUAUAUUGAUUGUGUUUGUGUAGUGUUUUUCCAAUUCAUUGUAGCAUUUCAAAAUACUACACAAAUAGAAUCCUGACAUACCGGUACAUAGAGCAGCAAUCUUCAUUUUUUAAAACUGUAUACAUGCAAAUAAUUAUGUAUUGCUAGGAUAUAAAAGACAAAAUCAAAAUAGACUGUAAUUUUCAGUUUCUCUGAGGCUCAUUUUUGUAAUUCGGUCAAUUUUAUUUGACUCAUUUUCUGUCUUUCAUUUUUCCGGGUUUUUUUAUUUGUAAACUUUAUACUUCCAAACAAUUUUGAGGUUUUUGUUUUUUUUAAAAAAUACACUAACAUUUGUUAAAUUUUUUUGAACAUCCACAUUUGUUUGCAAAUGUAUAAAGUAUAUAGUUUUGCAAGCCAUUUCCCCAUAUUGCAUUUUUCUAUAUUACUUUCCAGAGAGGCGUUUUGAAUGAAAUAUUUUCCAGUAUUUUCUAUGAUCCACAAGCUUCAUGGCUCAGAAAAAUACAAUUUUCACAACUGGGAUUUAUUUCUUGAAUUUCUUUUCCAUCUCUAAUCAUGACUGGGGCUACGUGUGUGCAAAUGUGUUUGUGUGUGUACACAAUGUUUGAUCAAUGCAUACAUCUGCACAUUUAUAACUGUUGGCUUUGUAUUGAAUGGUCUUAGGGGCAAAACUCUUUGGAUAAUAAUGGGUAUUUAUUAGAUUACAUAUUUUAAAGAUGGUAAGCCAGUCCUAUAAUAUUGAUUCUGCAGAGGGGAAUUCUAUCCUGCUUGCUUCAUGUACAGAUAGGUCCUUACCCUUAUGACCAUUGCAGUGUCACCACAGUUAUAGGAUCAAACUUUGGUCUCUUGGCAACUGGCAUGUAUUUAUGAUGGUUGCGGUGUCCCAGGAUCACUUGAUCACCAUUUGCAAACUUUCCCAGCCAGCUUCCAACAAGCAACAAGAAAAACCAGAUUCAUUUAACGAAAAAUGUUGUAAAAUUGGACACAACUCGCUUAGCAACUACAUCACUUAUCAGUUGUCCUAACUGUGGUCAUAAAUCAAGGACUACCCGUAUUCUAGGAGGAAAAAUACAAAAACAGAAAGCUGCUUUAUCCACUUCUCUACUGUUUUAGCAAUGCUUCCAGGUGAGCUAAAAUUAAAGAGAAGGAUUCAGAUCAAAACACAACAAAGGUGGUUUGCUUGUCCCUACCUAUAUCAUCCAUGGAAAGGGCUCCAUGGAGGUCUUUAGUAUUAUCCUUUUUAUAAUCUAAUGAGGACAACCCUUAAUGCAGAAGUGUCGAACUCGUGGCCCGCGGGCCAGGUGUAUCAUACGCUGGCCACACCCAUGCCCUGUUUAGCAAAGGAGGAAAAAGUUGCAAUAUAUCACGUAUCGACGCGAGUUUGACACCCCUGCCUUAAUGGGUCCCUUGGGUCUGUGUUGAAAUCAAACUCCCCUAACCCUAAGAAUUAGCAUAACGGAUGGCCCUGAGUUGGUCCCUCCCAGAUACGUUGAGAAAGUGGUUUAUUGUGCAAGGAUUAUGUGGAAUUUCACUCAUUUUGUGCUAUUUAUUUUUGUCUCCCCUUGACAUUUCACCUGAGUUAAAACAAAACAAAAAAUCUGGAUACAGUUCAAAUGUUAGAUCGAUGAUAACCAGCAUUUGACUAGAAAUAGGAAAAUGACAUAUUUAGAAUAAGAACAGAAUAGAAUAGAAUAACAGAAUCGGAAGCAGUGGUGAAAUCCAAAUGUUUUUACUACCGGUUCUGUGGGCGUGGCUUGGUGGGUGUGAUGUGGCUUGGUGGGCAUGGCAGGGAAGGAUACUGCAAAAUCUCCAUUCCCACCCCACUCUGGGGCCAGCCAGAGGUGGUAUUUGCUGGUUCUCCGAACUACUCAAAAUUUCCGCUACCGGUUCUCCAGAAUCUGUCAGAACCUGCUGGAUUUCACCCCUGGUCGGAAGGGACCUUGGAGGUCUUCUAGUCCAACCCCCUGCUUAAGCAGGAAACCCUACACUACUUCAGACAAGUGGUUAUCCAACAUCUUAAAAAUUUCCAGUGUUGGACCAUUGCACUGAUUCCACUGAUAUUCAUAUACAUGAAAAUAUUUUCAAGUGUUAUUUUUUAAAAAAAAUCUUUGACUUUUCAGUACUUGGUAACUCGCCUGAGGACAAAUCCUUAAAUGUUCAGCUUUGGACUAUAGUGCAAUAAGAAAAUAUGAGGUAACUUCCUAUUCUGAGGUCAUUCCUGUACAAGCAAAGAUCCUUCUCCCAAUAUACAAGUAGCCUUUGCUUACUGGCUCCCUUGUUUAGUAACUGUUUGAAGUUACAACCACUGGAAAAAACACCUUGGCCCUAAUCCUCACAUUUAUAGUCAUUGAAGCUCCCCCGAUUAUGUGAUCACCAUUUGCGAGCUUCACAACUGACUUCAGACAAGAAUUAAUGGAAGCAUGGAAGUGAAAUUUCAGGUCAUAUUCACAUGAUGUCUCGCUUAACAACCAUGGUGAUUCGCUUGGGAACAAAAAUGACAGAACUCUGGCGCAGUCACGUGACAUUUCCCUUAGCCACCCCAGCACUUAGCAAUGUUGUUGCCAUUCCCAGUUAUAGUCACUAAGUGAGGAUUACUUGUAAUCAUUCUGAUUGCCUCGCAAAAGAUGUUUUAAAUGAUGUAUGUGAUUUUUACUUCUGCUCAGAUAGGGAAUUCUGUUCUGAUGCUUGCAACUUAAGAUUUUAUAUAUAUAUAAUUUCAUACAUAAAUAUACACAGAUGUAUUAUUAUAAUUAUUAUAGAAAUUGUUUAAAAUCUUAUUUCCAAGCUGAAAGCAUUUGAAAGACAGAGGGAGAAAUUACAGCAUGAGUUUUAUAAUAAAGGACUACCUACCAGCCCAA
This is a messenger RNA of Pantherophis guttatus, 8407 nucleotides long. Lineage: Eukaryota; Metazoa; Chordata; Lepidosauria; Squamata; Colubridae. The record is from RefSeq and is a predicted model, not a curated record.